This is a messenger RNA of Cokeromyces recurvatus, 180 nucleotides long. RefSeq lists its product as uncharacterized. The transcript has a single exon. The record is from RefSeq and is a predicted model, not a curated record. Lineage: Eukaryota; Fungi; Mucoromycota; Mucoromycetes; Mucorales; Mucoraceae. The coding region runs from base 1 to 180 and encodes 59 amino acids.
AUGCAGCCCAGUUGGGGUAAGAGUUUAGAGUAUAGAGAAGCAAAGAUUGAAGAACCCACCAUCAACAAGUUCAUGCUCGCCUGGGACUUGUGCCGCCUUGGGCAUUUUUCUAGGGAAACGAUAAAUAUCACCAACAACAAGGCUUCCAUCUCUUUCCAAGUAAAAGGUAGCUUAAACUAA